AUGGUAGAAUGGGAGAGAACGACCGCCAAGAAUCUUGGUGUAAAGUUGGUGAGCCGUAGUAGCCUUUCAAAUAGAGCAUAUCUUACUUGUGAUCUAUUUGGGGUGAAGAGACAAAGUAAAACGGACACAGAUGUGCCAAAGAAGAGAUGGUCGGGCACAAAGAAAAUUAAUUGUAAAUUUUACUUGGUGGGAGAGCAACAUUACGGGGAUAGAUGGGGAAUUAGAAUAUUAUAUGGGAAGCAUAAUCAUGAUCCCGUACAUUUGUUUGGGCAUGGGUCUACAAAAAUGACUGAAGAGGAGGUGGAAAUUACUCGGAUGUUGGCAAAAAGUCAUGUGCCGCCGAAGAAGAUUUUAAUACAUUUGAAAGAGAAGAACUUGGCACAAGAUGUGCAUUUGAAACAAAUAUACAAUGAAAAGGCGAAAAUGAAAAAGGAGGCUAGAGACGGGCAUACAAUUAUGCCACAUUUGGUUGGGUUGCUUGAGGAACAUAAGUAUUAUAAGUGGAUCCGCACUGAUCUAACUACGCAUGAAAUUAUUGAUCUGAUGUGGGCUCACCCUCAGUCGGUCGAAAUGUUGAGAUUGUUUCCAUACGUUUUGCUGUUUGACUUGGCAUUUAUGCGCCAUGAAAAUGAAGAGCAUUAUACAUGGGCGUUGAACAAUUUGAGAAAGCUACACCUCCCAAACAAUGUACCGGGGGUCGUUGUGACUGAUAGGGAAUUGGGUUUGAUAAAGGGGAAUGUGGGUCGUCGUUCUGCACAAUGCUUGGGUAAUAGUAAAUUUCGAGGAAUUACCUUCGUUCGUGAGGUUUGGCAAAGAGUUGUAACUUCACUAUCUGUUGCACAAUACGAAAGUAACCUUGCGGCGAUGGUCGAUGAAUAUAGAAAUAAUCCGGAUCUAUUCGAGUACCUAGAAACGACUUGGCUCAUAUACAAAGAUAGGGUUGAGAGCGGUCAUAAAGCAGUAAAGGAUUGGUUGUCGUCGUCCACCGGUGGAUUUGACACCUUUUGGGCACAAUAUCACUCACAGAUGAUUAUUCAACUUAAUCAGAUUCUGAAAACAUUUGGCAAAUCACGGAGGAUCCGAGCGAAGACUAUCAAUGUACCCAUUUUUAGGAUUUUAUCUUCCGGAAUAGUCACGCAUGCGGCCCUUCUUUUUGACGUUGAGCGUGAAAAAAAUGUCGAGAAUUGCAAUUGUUACUUGAAGAACACUCAUGGUCUCCCUUGCAAAUAUGACAUUGAUCUUAAAGAGAGUAGACAUGGUGGUGUGUUUUAUGCAGAAGAUGUCCAUAAAUUUUGGAGGACCAUGAUUUUGUUGGAUGGCAAUCAAGCAGAGAGUGUUGAUUCAAUCCCCGAUCAUAGGACACAAGCACUUGGAAGAUUAGAAGGAUUGGUUAAUGAAUUGCGUCAACAUUCUGACGUUGAGAUUAAUGAUGUGGCGGACAUAGUUUUUGAAAGAAAUCGUAGUCGAGGCCGUUCAUCUACUGUAAGUGAGCCCGAACCGGAACGAAUUGUCCAACCUGAGUUUAUCCGGAAUCUACAUUUUGCACUUGUACCCGAUGAUGUGACGUGGAAAAACGUGUUAGGCGAUGGUAAUUGCGGAUACCGGUCUGUUGCAUGUGCAGUCAAGGGCGACGAGGAGAAUUGGAAUGAUGUUAGAUUGGAUGUUUAUAAUUUUCUCAGAAAUAAUGAAGAGUUUUUCAAGGACUACUAUGGUGGCGGGAAUUACAUAUAUCAAGUGAUGACAAGUGUGCCACAUUGGCAAAAUGGACCGGCACCGCUAAAUAAAUGGAUGACUAUUACGGAUGUGGGAGUGGUGGUAGCAACAUGUUACAAUGCUUUGGUGUUGUCGACAAGCAGUUCGGGAAAUCAGACUUAUUUGCCGCUUUUCUCCCCCGUUGGUGUUUCACAACUAUCGCACGAGAUGACCAUUGUAUACCUGGCGGAAGGGAGUCAUUUUGUGAAUGACAAGGGUGAUAGCUUGAGCGCAUCGUACUACCACACAGACUCAGUGACUCCAGUGACAAAUACUGCAGUUGGUGCAGAGGUUACCGAUAGCUUCUCGAGCAAUGAGAACACCAUAACUGUGGGAACUCAGCAUUCGUUGGACUCGUUGACCACUGUGAAGAGUGGUUUUCAUGUUUACAUAGCUGUUAUACUGAGUGGUUUUCAUGUUAAUACACAUGUUUAUACAGAGUGA
Molecule: messenger RNA, 2196 nt
Organism: Erythranthe guttata (spotted monkey flower)
Lineage: Eukaryota; Viridiplantae; Streptophyta; Magnoliopsida; Lamiales; Phrymaceae
Source: RefSeq, a predicted model, not a curated record